CUUGACUCGACCUCGACCUCCGAGUCUUCCUUUCUUUCCUUCCGUCUCAACAAGGGCAAGGGCCAUGCUCUGAAAUUGCUCUUUAACUGGGCAACCUUAAAUCCCGCCAUUCGCUUAUCCCUCCCCCACCUCUCCUUCUCUCCCUACUGAUAUGUCGUCCUCUUCCUUACCCAUUGCGGUCGAUCCGGUCGCGUUGGUGACUACAGAAUGUAUCACCGUCACCUCGGCUAUGCGCAAACAUGCUCGCUGGGCUCAUUCCUCUGUCUCAGCCAUAUUAGGUGGGGGCGCUGCCUCUCGAGUCUAUGACCGGGACACGUCCAAUCCCCCUAGCCCCCGCAAUGGCCCUGCAACGUCUCGCUCCAGAUCGAGGUUGUCCGCCGUCGACGAAGAUCAUGCCCUGGCAAAUCGAUGGGGCUUGCGGGGAAAGAAAGGCAAAAGCAUGCAGGACAAUCCCCUUAUAUCUGCAUUUGCACGACUACGGAGUGAUCUGAAGGACUGCAGAGACAUUAGGACCUUUGACACACCCGCUUUGCUUCAUCCGUUCCUCCAAGUCAUUCGUUCCUCAUCCACCUCCGCCGCAAUCACCUCGCUCGCCUUAGUCGCGCUGACCAAGUUCUUUGCGUACAACAUAAUCAACCAAGAUUCCCCGCGACUAUCCAUGGCCAUGCAGCUCCUGUCUGCUGCAAUCACCCAUUGCCGGUUCGAAGCUAGUGACUCCGCGGCGGAUGAAAUUGUUCUGUUGAGGAUCCUAAAACUGAUGGAGGGGAUUUUGUCACGGCCAGAGGGAGACUUACUAGGCGAUGAAAGUGUCUGUGAAAUGAUGGAGACAGGUCUGAGCAUGUGUUGCCAAGUCCGUCUCUCGGAAGUACUACGGAGAUCGGCUGAGAUGGCCAUGGUCAAUAUGUGCCAGGUCCUCUUUAUGCGACUGUCGCAUUUAGAUGUGCCAGUCGACUCGGAUCCUUUCAAUCCAGCUGUGGGUGAUAACGAGCCGACCAUUCUUAAAAUGGACCCUUCGGUUGAUGGGAACACGGUCACCUCACAACACCCUUCCGCCAUGGGUUCAGACACGGCAACCCCGGGCCGUGAACGAAGUAGCGGGGAUGAACAUCCAGAGCAAACGCUCAAUGGAAUUGCUGUAACCGCUCCCCCCAAUCCGCAGGACGACCUCGGGGAUGAAGUCAAGCCGUAUUCGCUGGCUUCUAUCAAGGAGCUGUUCCGCGUGCUCAUUGACCUUUUGGACCCCCACAACCGGCAACAUACAGACCCUAUGAGAGUCAUGGCGUUACGUAUCAUCGACGUGGCUCUAGAAGUCGCCGGCCCCUCUAUUGCUAGGCAUCCUAGCUUGGCUACUUUAGCUCAAAAUGACCUCUGCCGACACCUCUUCCAGCUGGUUCGAUCCGAGAGCAUGCCGAUUCUGACAGGAUCGCUCAAGGUCGCGGGGACUUUGCUGCUGACGUGUCGCUCCGCCCUGAAACUCCAACAAGAGCUUUACCUUUCAUACUUAGUCGCCUGUCUUCAUCCACAAGUAGAAAUACCGAGAGAGCCUGGUAUCGAUCCGGCCCUUUACAAUGGAGUGCCACAAGCACCGAAGUUGGUGAAGCCCCCUCCCUCACAAUCCAGUAGCGGAAGAUCCACACCGGUACCUGUGAAGGACAGGCAGAAGCUCGGUUUGGAGGGCGGUUCCAGGAAGCCGGAAGCCCGGGAAGCGAUGGUUGAAAGCAUUGGCCUGUUGGCGCGGAUCCCAAGCUUUAUGGUGGAGUUAUUUGUCAACUAUGACUGCGAUGUGGAUCGCGCGGACCUUUGUGAGGAUAUGAUCGGAUUACUUUCUCGAAGUGCUUUCCCUGACUCCGCCACAUGGAGCACGACCAACGUGCCACCGCUAUGCUUGGAUGCCCUUCUAGGCUACGUUCAGUUCAUAUUUGACAGAUUGGAUGAAACACCUGUACAUGAAGGCUUUCCUCCCAUAGAGAAUCUUAGAAGCCAGCGCAAAACGAAGAGGAUCAUUAUUCACGGGGCUCAGAAAUUCAACGAGGACCCCAAGGGCGGAAUCGCUUACCUUGCAGCUCAGGGUGUAAUUCAAGAUCCGGAUGAUCCCGUCUUGAUAGCCAAGUUCUUGAGACAAACGACGCGAGUCUCAAAGAAGGUUCUGGGUGAGUUCAUCUCGAAACGGAACAACGAACAGCUUCUGGAUGCCUUUGUCGAUCUUCUCGAUUUUUCUGGGAAAACAGUGGUUGAUGGGCUCCGCGAUCUUCUUGGUGCUUUUCGUUUGCCCGGCGAAUCUCCUCUGAUUGAGAGGAUUAUAACUACAUUUACCGAUAAGUUCAUGCAGAAAGCACAGCCUCCAGAGAUUGCCGAUAAAGAUGCAUUGUUUAUCCUGACAUAUGCCAUUCUCAUGCUGAACACAGAACUUUAUAACCCCAAUGUUAAAUCACAGAAUCGCAUGUCCUGUGCAGGCUUCUCAAAGAACUUACGUGGAGUCAACGGAGGACAAGACUUUGCACCCGAGUUCCUUCAAGCGAUCUACGACUCUAUCGAGCAGAACGAGAUUAUCCUACCAGACGAGCAUGAUAACAAACAUGCGUUCGAUUUUGCAUGGCGGGAACUCUUGCUAAAAUCAUCCACCGCUGGGGAACUGGCAGUGGGUGAAACCAACAUCUAUGACGCGGAGAUGUUUGAAGCUACCUGGAAGCCAGUUAUCGCAACCCUUUCGUACGUUUUUAUGUCGGCUUCUGACGAUGCCGUAUAUUCUCGUGUUGUCACAGGCUUCGACCAAUGUGCUCAGAUUGCCGCUCGCUAUGGUCUGACUGAAGCCUUUGACCGCAUUGUCUUUUGCCUCGCCUCGAUCAGCACCCUAUCGACGGACAAGCCUCCAAGCACCUCGCUCAACACGGAGGUACAAGCUGGACAAAAGCGGGUGAUGGUCAGCGAGCUAGCUGUAAAAUUCGGAAGAGAUUUCCGAGCACAGCUAGCUACUGUGGUUCUCUUCCGGGUCCUUGCUGGCAACGAAGCUGCGGUGCAACAAAGCUGGGAGUACAUUGUUCGAAUUCUCAGCAAUCUAUUCAUCAACUCUCUCAUUCCUCCAUUCAAUGCUAGCCUUAAUGCUGACCUUGAAAUCCCUCCAAUUCCCUUGCAGCCGCCGUCGCAGGUGGUGGACCGUGAUGGAAGAGGAAAUGAAACCGGACUGCUCUCGGCUUUUACGUCCUACCUCUCCAGUUAUGCUGCUGAUGAUCCUCCGGAGCCAUCAGACGAGGAACUUGACAACACCCUUUGCACUGUGGACUGCGUAACAGCGUGUUCGAUUAACGACGUUUUAGCCAAUAUCAAGUCAUUACCCUUGUCGACAGUCUCAACAGUGGUGGAGACAGCGUUGGCCCUUCUGCCUGAAGAGUCUGCUCCAGCAGUCAUUGUUGUAAAGUCAGAACGGCCAUCAAGGCCGACAGGUGGCAGGCUCGACGCUAACAGGUCAAACUACGAUCCCGGAAUGAUGUAUCUCUUGGAAUUAGCCACUAUCCUUACCCUUCGCGAUCAAACUACACUCGAGGCAGUUGGCGAGAGACUACUGGCUGCCUUACAAGCCUUCAUGCGUGAUGCAAGAAAUCUGCACUCGCUGGCUUUAUCGCGAAUCAUCUAUUAUCUGUUGAAUCUGCUACGGUUGAGCCAUGACCAACCUUUCAUGCGAGUACCCGUCAUUCUUCACGGCAUCUCCGGCUUUGAUCAGGAUAUUCUGGAGAGUGUCGCUGCUCCUGUGAUUGAAGGGCUUUCGCGCUGCAUCUCGAAUGCAGGCCUUCUAAGAAAUGAGAUCACUAUCUCGCCCGACUUCUGGUCAAUCCUGCAAAGGUUGCAUCAGCAUAAAGAGGCCGCUCCUCUCGUAUUUGAUCUACUUCAAACGAUCGUGGACACAACGCCGCCAAUUAUUACCGGUGAUAAUUAUGAGUCUGCUGUAAGCCUUGCGAAUGAUUUUGUUAGCGCUGGUAGCGUGGGCUACAUUGAUGAACGACAACGAGAUGCGCACUCUCGGCGCCCGAAAGGGGCUAAGCCAUCAAAGUCAAGUGAAAAUGAACUGGUUGCUCGUGGAUUGACGGCCAUCGGUCUGAUCUACCAACUAAGCCAGCGUGCCCCUGCGCUUAUCAAACAGUCACAUCUUGAAGAAGUCGAAGCCUGGUCCGCCUAUUGGUCUCCCAUCUUCCAUUCCCUGACAGCUCAGUGCAUUAACCCUUGCCGGGACAUCCGACACCAUGCAGUAUCGACUCUGCAGCGUUCGCUCCUCUCAGUUGAGAUAAGCUCGUCCAAUGAGAAAGAAUGGACCGCUAUUUUCGACCAGGUUCUUUUCCCCCUCACUCUCCGGCUGCUGAAGCCAGAGGUUUUCCAUUCAGACCCUAUUGGAAUGGGCGAAACCCGGGUUCAAGCAGCCACUUUGGUCUGCAAGAUUUUCUUGCGUUAUCUCGAUCAACUUCCCAAUCCCAGUGGGAUACUCGACCUAUGGCUCAAGAUACUCGAUAUCCUUGACCGGAUGAUGAACAGUGGCCAAGGAGACAGCAUGGAGGAGGCUAUUCCAGAGAGUCUCAAGAAUAUCCUUUUAGUCAUGGCUGAUGGAGGUUACCUGGUCCCACCGCCACAGGAUGCUAAUAAAGAGCAGAUCUGGACAGAAACGAAGAAGCGCCUAGAAAGGUUUUUGCCAGACUUAUUCAAAGAAAUAUUCCCCGAGGUUCCUCCAGUGCAAUCCAUGCCAACCCCAGCAGAAACCUCCGCAGAUCCGUCGAACCGUGACGUUUCCAUUGACGACCAGCCCCAGGAGAACCAGCCAUCUUCUGAUACCCCAGAAGGCGAAUCUACGAACGAUGAAUCCAAAUAAUAGAGCAACUCCUUCCAGACACGGGCCCGUCAUGAAUCAGCAGACUACGUACUAUAUAGACCCGGCAUUUAUAGCAUAGGUAGCCAUUUGUUUGUUUUCGAUUAUUACAAUACAUGUAAAUAUAAUAUACAAUUGAUCCCAGGGAAAAGAGCCCUUGGGAUAUGGCGCUGG
Molecule: messenger RNA, 5023 nt
Organism: Aspergillus alliaceus
Lineage: Eukaryota; Fungi; Ascomycota; Eurotiomycetes; Eurotiales; Aspergillaceae
Exons: 6
Coding region: 152-4852 (1566 amino acids)
Biological process (GO): regulation of ARF protein signal transduction
Molecular function (GO): guanyl-nucleotide exchange factor activity
Source: RefSeq, a predicted model, not a curated record